AUGGGAAGGGCCGGUUGGGGUUUGAUCGCGGCUGCGCGCGCGUGGGUGUGGGCGGCGGCGGCGUGCGCGGUGGUGCUGGGGUGUACGUACACCGCAGCCUUCGAAGCGACGAUCGACCUGGGCCCGGGGCAGCGGCGGUGCAUCGGCGAGCAGCUGAGCAAGCACGUGUUGAUAGUGGGUGAGUUUCGGGUGGUAUACCCGCCCGCGGGGGCCCCGGGGGGCCCCCCGGGGGCCCCCGGGGGCCCCGGGGGCCCCCUCCUGCUGCACGUGCAGGCCACGGACCCCGCCAGCAAAACCCCCGUCUUCCAGCAAAGCAGCAGAGACCGCGUGAAGACAGGCUUUACCAGCACUAAGCCGGGACUUCACAUGUUUUGUGUGAAGAAUAUUUCGAAGCAGCAAAUAGCGGUGGAGGCGCAGCUGCUGUGGGGCCCCGCGGCGCGGGACUACAGCCAGCUGGCGAAGGCGGAGCAGCUGGACGAAGUGCUGCUGCAGCUGCUGCAGCUGCAAGACAAGCUGAAGUUGUUUCACAACAACAUUUUGUUUUUAAGAGAAAAAGACGAAAAAAUGCGGCAGCAAACCGAAGCUGCUGCUGCCACUUUGCUGCUGUUUUCGGCGCUUAAUAUUUGCCUCCUCGUCGCCGCCAGUUUGCUCUCCGCCUUCUUCUUCAAACGAUUCUUCAGGUCCAAAAAAAUCAUUUGA
Eimeria necatrix is the source of this 699-nucleotide messenger RNA. Its product is annotated as transmembrane trafficking protein, transmembrane protein Tmp21 precursor, putative. The transcript has a single exon. The record is from RefSeq and is a predicted model, not a curated record. The coding region runs from base 1 to 699 and encodes 232 amino acids. NCBI's taxonomy places the organism in Eukaryota, Apicomplexa, Conoidasida, Eucoccidiorida, Eimeriidae. Gene Ontology annotation, cellular component: COPII-coated ER to Golgi transport vesicle; endoplasmic reticulum-Golgi intermediate compartment; endoplasmic reticulum. Gene Ontology annotation, biological process: Golgi organization; intracellular protein transport; endoplasmic reticulum to Golgi vesicle-mediated transport.